Molecule: messenger RNA, 678 nt
Organism: Dioszegia hungarica
Lineage: Eukaryota; Fungi; Basidiomycota; Tremellomycetes; Tremellales; Bulleribasidiaceae
Exons: 4
Coding region: 1-678 (225 amino acids)
Source: RefSeq, a predicted model, not a curated record
AUGCGCUCGCCCACACUCAGCUUUGUGCUCGCUCACCUCGCGCUCGCGGGGGUGACCAUGGCGCAGAUUAUAACUUACACUUUGCCAUAUGUCGAUGGUGACACGCUCGUCAUCUCGACAGGGACGAACGCGCUCGGGGUACCUACCACGCAGACUCUCCGAACACUCACGGGCGGAGCUAGCGCGGUUACAUCCGUUCCAGGCGGUGUUGUCGGUUUGAGCAGCAGCAGCAGCUCCUCGCGGGCGGCUGUCGUGAUAACUUCGUCCUCAUCCUCGAUAUCUAGAAGUACGGCGCGCGUGACUACAGCAACCACCGCAGCCGCGACCGGUACCGCUACCACCCCCCGAGUUGGCCAAGACACCGCUCUUCCCCCACCGAUGAGGACCACCACCUACGACUACGAUACCGGAAAUGGAUACUGGACCAAAGCGACCUGGACCGCAUCCGUCACCAAGGCGCCGGACGUCGCCACCGUCAUUGUCCCGAAAGGCACCGUGCAGGAAUACCCCCAGUACCAGACAUCGGUCAACUCGAACGUCCUUGCGUCGGCCCAGGCGUCUGUCUCGCGCGCGGCGGCAGAGCCAAGGGCGGCGUCACAGAUGACUGGAUCGGCGGGAUUGUUGGGCUGGGGCAUUAUGGGUGUGGGAGCGGUGCUCGGUGCGGGGUUGGCCUUGUAG